Messenger RNA from Vollenhovia emeryi, 567 nucleotides. RefSeq lists its product as uncharacterized. The coding region runs from base 1 to 567 and encodes 188 amino acids. The record is from RefSeq and is a predicted model, not a curated record. Lineage: Eukaryota; Metazoa; Arthropoda; Insecta; Hymenoptera; Formicidae. The transcript has a single exon.
AUGUCUUCGGAUCUGGAGAGCUUGCUCGUUUCCCAAACCCACUCAAUUGACCAGCUCACAAGGGCGCUGGUCAACUUCAAGAAGCUUCCUAAAGCGCAGAUCACGCUUCCCAAAACGAAGGGGAGGCUGACGAACUUGGAGGCUCUGUGGGAGAAGAUUCAAGCCUUCCACAUCCAGCUGCUGCAGACGGCUACAGCGGAGGAAAAGAAGACGACCCCCUACUUCAAACAAGAGGGAUUUCUUGCCGCUGAGGAAGCCUACUUCGACGCAGCGGACCAUCUCCACGAGACCAUCGGUAAACUGAGUAGCGACGCCCCGAGCGCGCCGUAUCGAGGUAACGAGUCAUCAUAUCGCGACGCGCACACUAGUUUUUCACUGCAUCUGCCUCGUAUUUCGCUUCCGGAUUUCUCUGGUGAUUUCACGCAAUGGGAAAACUUUCGUGGCAUUUUUUUGUCCCUCGUCGACAAACACGAAUCAUUAACGAAAACGCAGAAAUUACAUUACCUGAAAGCGAGCCUCUCCGGCGAGGCUGCGAAAUUAAUCAGUAACAUACCUACAAAUUUCUGA